AAUACAUACACUCUACUAGUAGAACGUAUAGUACAUACUGCAUAAUGUAGGAUAAAAUCGUAUCACAUUAUUUCGCAUGUUAGACUGCACGAACACACGCUAAGGAAAAGAAAGGCGAAAUUCUCAGCGCCAUUACAUACUUGACAAACCACACAAACGACCACGGACAUUUGGAAGUACAGAACCAAGCAACAACACACACACGCCACACAAUCGACCACGGACAUUAUAAGUAUAUAAUCAAGUCACGCAAACACACACACACGUACGGUGCGGAUUAUUACGUGUAUAGUUAAAAAAUAACAUACAAAUACUUAUAUACAAUGAAAAGCUAUCCCAGUACACCUGACGGUAACUCGCAGGCACACAGAGAUCCGCCCAGACGACUCGAGUUCAGCGAAAGUGACGAUGGCGAUCAAGGGCCAAACGACAGUACAUUCACCCCCACACCCACCCCACAGCAUCAUCGCACGCCUACAACUACAGGCACAGCGGGUAUGCACUACUACCAUAGCGUACACGGUCAGCAAGCGCAUCUGAACGCACCAAUUAGGCGCGUUAGGCCUGGGAACCUGCACACGCACGCAUCACAGGACACGCGUGGAGAUGCUUCGUUUUCGAGGAAUAGGACUGAUGCGCAUGAGGUGAACGAUAUCUCCAUAUUUGGGAGUGAUUCAUCAGUGGAGCGCGAUGACGGGAUGUCUCAGAGCGAGUACUUCGAUAGUGCAGACGAUAUGGACUCAGAUGCCGACCGUGUAGACGACCUUUUGAACGAACUUGAACAGGAUGCGGGGUUCGAAUAUCCCUCUUUGAGUGCGUCUAGUGUAACUGAGCCUAGUCUGGAUGAUCUCAAGAAGCAGAUACAGAAAGACGCGUGGAUGUACGAUCCGAUUGACACGCUGCUUGGCCUUAAAUAG
Molecule: messenger RNA, 917 nt
Organism: Sphaeroforma arctica JP610
Lineage: Eukaryota; Ichthyosporea; Ichthyophonida
Exons: 3
Coding region: 324-917 (197 amino acids)
Source: RefSeq, a predicted model, not a curated record